This is a messenger RNA of Callorhinchus milii (elephant shark), 1131 nucleotides long. Its product is annotated as U8 snoRNA-decapping enzyme-like. Gene Ontology annotation, cellular component: nucleus. The coding region runs from base 22 to 606 and encodes 194 amino acids. Gene Ontology annotation, molecular function: snoRNA binding; phosphodiesterase decapping endonuclease activity. Gene Ontology annotation, biological process: sno(s)RNA catabolic process; mRNA catabolic process. The record is from RefSeq and is a predicted model, not a curated record. The transcript has 2 exons. Lineage: Eukaryota; Metazoa; Chordata; Chondrichthyes; Chimaeriformes; Callorhinchidae.
UCCUCUCUCUCCCCCUUUCAGAUGCAGAUGCGUUUCGAUGGGAAGAUCGGAUUCCCGGGCGGGUUUGUGGAUAUCCGAGACCACUCCCUGGAGGACGGACUGAACCGGGAGUUGGCGGAGGAGCUGGGCUGCGAUCAGAAACUGCUGUGCGUUACCGAGAGCGACUACAGGAGCUCACACGCGACGGACGCCAUGCCGCAGAAAGUGGUCGCUCACUUCUACAUCAAACAGCUGUCUCUGGCCGACCUGCACAGGAUCGAGGUGGCUGCUGUACAUGCCAAGGAUCACGGUCGGAGUUGUGAUGACGAACCUGUGUCUAUCUACCUCUGCCUUUGCACUACCCUCACUGGAACAGACGCACUGCUACCUGUUGCUCUCCCUCCCAGGCCUCUCACCUGUCUUGUUUUCCUGUGUGCUCACCAGGUCAUGGGGACUAUCCGUGUGCCCCUGUACACUCUCCGAGAUGGCUUCGGGGGCCUCCCGGCCUUCCUGACCAACACCUUCAUCGGCAACGCCAAGGAGCAGCUAAUCUACGCCCUGCGGACCCUCAAACUACUGAGCGAAGAGGCCAUCCAGACCGCGAUCAGCGCCGGGCAGGAAGGCUGACAGUCACAGGCAGGCGUGUAAAGCGGUCAGUGCCAGAGAGAUAGAUGUUGACUGACACACUCGCGUGUGUGCGUGUGUAUAGCCUCCCUGUGUAUACAGUCAGACAGUGUGACUGCAUGCAAUAGAAACUGGAGUCGUGAAAGCAUUGUGUUUAAGGCGACUAAACCUGUUUGCAUGUGUAAGCUGUCAGUCAGGCUUGUGGUACAGUGUCUCCCACCCUUGAUACCUAACACACAGAGUGCCACGUGGGUAUGUGAGCUUCAGUGCAGGCUGUUCAGCUGUGCCUCUACCUCUCCCAGUCAGUGCAAGGUUACCUUACCUUUACCUCCGUGGGUGAUGUGGUAAUGUGCUCUCAAAGUGCUGUACGCAUGUGGUGUUUUUUAAAUACUUUACGGGAUCUCGCAGCGAGAUCGCGGAGUACGGCUUUGCUGUGCCUCCUGCUUGUCCCUCGUACCCUCUUCCGCUCCACCGUCGGCUGCCCUGCUUUCAGCCACUACUCCCCGAAAGUCUGUCACUCCCUCUUCA